This is a messenger RNA of Tribolium madens (black flour beetle), 2785 nucleotides long. It is a transcript of the gene e, whose product is annotated as mycosubtilin synthase subunit C. Lineage: Eukaryota; Metazoa; Arthropoda; Insecta; Coleoptera; Tenebrionidae. The coding region runs from base 131 to 2713 and encodes 860 amino acids. The transcript is spliced from 12 exons. The record is from RefSeq and is a predicted model, not a curated record.
UCAACUUGUGUUUAUAUAUUUUGCACAUGGCAAGCCGCGCUUUUAGUUACCUUUUAAACCAACGGUCAUCUUGUUCUUGUGUUAAACCAGUCUUGGAUACUACACCGUGACCAAAGAGUUACAGAAAAAAAUGGGUUCCCUUCCCCAACUGUCAAUCUUAAAGGGACCAACCCGGCCUUUGGUGGCCACCCAAGUGGGCCGAAUUUUCGAAAAAGUUGCAGCCGGUCCUGCAGCCAGCAACAUUGCCCUCAUCUUCGAAGAAAAUGGACAAAUCCGGCAAUUAUCAUACGCACAAGUCGACCAAGUCACCAACAAAUUCGCUCGAGUUAUAUGCGAAACAAUCAAAACGAAAAACCUGAAACCGAAUUCGGAUGGCGAUCAUAUAAUCGCCGUCAAUAUGCACCCUUCUGAUCACUUAAUCCUGGUUUUGUUAUCAAUUUGGAAAUCCGGCUGUGCGUAUUUACCUCUGGACCAUUCUUUCCCGGCCUCAAGAAUUGACCACAUAAUCCAGGAAUCUAAACCUGUCAUGGUUAUUUAUGACGAAGAUAGCAAAAAUUUCCCGACAAAGCUGUCCUAUCAGGAAUUGUUAACUGCAAGUGACGGAAAGAGUGAUAAGAGACUCGAGGAUAAAGAGAAAAUUUAUCAAAAAGACGACCUGGCCAUAGUUUUGUACACGUCAGGGAGCACGGGAAUUCCCAAAGGAGUGAGAAUCCCGCAUAAAAUUAUCCUCAAUCGGUUACAGUGGCAAUUCAAAACAUUCCCAUUUUCUGAAACUGAAAAAGUUUGUGUUUUCAAAACGGCCCUUACUUUUGUUGACAGUGUUUGCGAAAUAUGGGGGCCACUAAUAAGCGGACUUUCGAUUUUAAUCGUCCCCAAAAGUGUGACCCUUGAUCCGGAAAAACUUAUCAAAAAUUUGGACAAUUACAAGAUUGAAAGACUAGUCCUGGUACCCUCACUUUUACGAUCAAUUCUGAUGUGUCUCGAGUUAAAGAAAAAUCGCAGUUUGCUGAAAAACCUGAAACUGUGGGUGUGUUCCGGUGAAACUUUGACCACGAGUUUAGCCGAGGAGUUUUUCCGGUAUUUUCCUGAAAAUGAUUACAAGUUGUGCAAUUUUUACGGAAGUACUGAAAUCAUGGGUGAUGUGACCUUUUACAUAAUUUCAGGGAUGCAACAACUGAAAAAUUUGCUCACGGUUCCCAUUGGUGCUCCGGUUGAUAACACAAUUAUUUAUUUGUUGGACCCGGAAUUGCGUCCUGUGAAAUCCGGUGAAAUAGGCGAGCUCUUCGUCAGCGGUUUAAACCUGGCUUCCGGAUACGUUAAUAACCGCGAUAAGGAAAAAUUCUUGGAAAAUCAGCUCGCCAUAGACCCAAUUUUCUCAAAAUUGUACCGCACUGGCGAUUUUGCUCGUUUGCAAAACGAGAUUUUGUUAUACGAAGGAAGAACCGACUCCCAGGUGAAAAUCCGGGGUCACAGAGUUGACCUAUCCGAGGUCGAAAAGGCGGUUAGUGGGGUCGAAGGUGUGGAAAAAGCUGUUGUUCUGUGCUACCAACCCGGGGAGAUGAAUCAAGCGCUUUUAGCAUUCGUCAAAAGCAGCGCUUUGAUGAACGAAAAUCAAAUCGAGAAUAUUUUGAGGACUAAGCUGACUUCGUAUAUGGUCCCGCAAGUUAUAUUAGUUGAAAGCAUUCCUUUGUUGGUUAAUGGCAAAAUCGAUAGACAGGCCCUGCUGAAGAGCUACGAAAAUACUAACAAUAACGACGAUUCUUGUGUGGAAAUCGAUAUCGACUAUUCCGGCGUGAAGCCGUCUCAAAUGGCCGCAGCUAAAGUUCUCUUCGAUACUGUGGCUUCCGUUUUAAAUAGAUCGGCUCGUUCGGCGAUUUCCCUCGAUGCAAACUUUUACGAAAUUGGGGGUAACUCACUCAACUCCAUUUACACCAUCACCCGACUCAACGAAGAGGGAUAUCACAUAAGUAUCGGAGAUUUCCUAUCAGCGAUUGAUUUAGGAGAAGUUUUGGAACGUAUGACUUCGUCUAACGACAUUCAUUGUUCGCCGCCGACCUACACGGCCGAACUCCUCAAAAACGAGCACAAAUCGGCGGUUCUCGAUAUUAUUACGACGAGUUUUCACCAAAAGGCCGACUUGGAGCAAUGGCUAAUGCCCGAUAUUUUCGAGUCAGACUAUAAGGAGCUUAUGGACGCUCUUUGGGAGCCUCUCGUUGAGAAAGCUUUAAGUUUCGUGGCGAAAGCAGAGUCGGGGAAAAUAAUCGGAGUGGGACUGAAUUUCGAUGCAAGGGAUGAGCCCGAUGUACAAAUUACUUCGAAAUUGACUGUGAUAUUUGAGUUCCUUGAAGCGGUUGAGGGUCCCGUGAGAGACAAGUAUCUUCCUGGCGCUAAGGGCAAAAUCCUGCACUCGUUUAUGAUGGGCACUCAUUCAAGUUUAUCGCCCAAAGAGAAUGUAGCGGUUAUGCAAUUUAUGGAAGACGAAGUGCUUAAGUUGGCGACAGAGAGACACUUCGAGGGAAUAUUUACGACGAAUACGAGCCCUUUGACUCAGCAAUUGGGAACCGACGUUUAUCAUUACCAGACACUACUUGACUAUCAAGUUAAUCGAUAUGUUGCUUCGGAUAAUACAAGGCCGUUUGGAAUGGCACCGGAUUCGCAAAGAGUAAUCGUGCAUUGGAAGCCAAUUAAAAGUGACAUUGUGGUAGAUGUUUAAGAGGAUUCUAUUUAUUUUCAGUAUUUUUGUGUAUCUCAGACCACUAUUGUAAAUAAAGGCAAUUAGUUUAGA